This is a messenger RNA of Clonostachys byssicola, 2475 nucleotides long. The record is from the annotation of a GenBank genome assembly. Lineage: Eukaryota; Fungi; Ascomycota; Sordariomycetes; Hypocreales; Bionectriaceae.
AUGGGACGGCAGCCACCUGAACUAGGAACAGUUCACAAUGAAACGCACCAGGGAGGGGGAAAUUUGCGGACAACCUCAAGCAAGAGUCUCCCAACUUUUCUUGCCUUACCAAGUGAAAUUCUACUAGAAAUUCUGCAAUAUUAUGUGGAUUGCACGUGGGAUACCAAGACGGCCUACUGUCUGGAUCUACGGAGAACUUGCCGUACCGUUGAUGACGCUGUUUCACGCAUUAUUUUCCAGAGGAUUGAUCAUGGCAUCAUCCUUCGGAGUAAGAAGCCAUUACGUGGCCGGACUCUGAAGUGGCUACUCCUUACCAAAUCAAAGAUUCAAUACACCAAAAAGGAAGGGCUUUUCGCAACUAUUCAUGAAUCCGCAGCAUGGAUGUGUACGCAAAGCGCAUUUUACUCUGGGAUUCUCUACACCUAUGAUGACUAUCUCGAUGCUGCGUGCUGCGCUAUUGUCGCUCGUCAUGAAGGUGACUGGAUUUUGCAAAACGCGAUUUUUGGAGUUUCAACGUGCCGAGUCGGUUUUUUUCGGACUAAUCAGAAUAAGGCACAUACGGUUGAGAGUGAUUUGGAUCAGGAUGUCAUCAAAAUUCAUGCAUCUGAAAUGGCCAAUGGCGCCCUGCAUCUUGCUGCGUCGCUUGGGAAUGUCUCGGCUGUGAUGUCGCUACUCGCAAGAGGCGUAGAUCCAAACCAAAAUCAUUCCCUGUACGGAUAUGCUCUGAUUGCAGCCAUAUUUAGUGGCCACGUGGAGAUAGUUCAACACUUCGUCAAACAUGGCGCUGACUUAAACGUGCAGCCUCUGGUCGGUGAGCCUCCUGUUGUGCUUGCUGCUCAGAGAAAUAGCAAAGACAUAGUAGACUUGUUGGCGAAGGAGGGCCGUGUUCAGGUGAACAACAGCUGUAAAAAUGGGUUGACUGCCUUGCUAUGGGCUGUGAGGCGGGGAUGGUUGGAUACAGUCCAGACACUUCUUGGGCGAGAGGAUAUCGACCCAGAUUCUUUAACAGCAUGGGGAGACUCGCCGCUUGCAACAGCGAUAAAGUGCCGGCACGAUGACAUCGUUCGCUUACUGAUCAGCCGACUUGAUGUUGGUCUUAAAUUUCGUUCAGGCGUACAGGGUCAAUUGUUGGCUGCCGUCAGAAGGGGCUCAUGUGAAAUCAUGAACUUACUACUCGACAAGUACAGGCUUAACCCGAAUAUUCAUCUCAAGGCUGAUAAAUCUCUCUUAGGUCUUGCUGUAUUUUGGCGACAGAAAUCUAUCGUGGUUUUACUUUUGAAGCACAAGGAUGUCGAUCCAAACUAUAGGCAACAAGACACACAUCCUACGCCUUUAAUGAUAGCGAUUGAUAAUGGCGACACCAAAAUGGUAGAGCUUCUCAUUGCUCACAAGGGCUUGAACCCCAAUCUCACGUCCAUGGGACGUUCGCUUAGUAUGCUAGGUCUAGUUGCUUUGAAAGGUACAGAUGUGACUCUACGCAGUCUUCUCGAUCAUCCUGAAAUCGGAGACCCAAACGAGGGGGGGGAAGAAGAGCCCACGCCUUUGUUUACUGCGAUAUCCCGUGGCAAUACUAGUGUGGUCAGAGAGCUCCUCAAGCAACGUGACGUGGACCCCAACAGAUCUUCAGUGAACAGAGGGCUGCAGAUGAUGACACCGCUACAGCACGCAGUUGAGUGUGGUAAUAGGAAGAUAGUCAAGUUGUUGCUGCGUCGAAACGAUUUGGAUGUGAACAAAAUUGGGGAAAACAGUCAUACGCCUCUGGAGCUUGCUGUCCUGAAGGAGGAAGCACCCAGACUUACAUUUCUCCUGCUUACAAGAACGGACAUUUAUAUCAAUAGGAGAUCCGAAAUCCGCAGACAAGAAUACUUAGUCAAGACUCAUCGCAUGACUACGGAGCUGAAUAAGCUGGCCUACAACUUUAAAUCAGUACAUGCUGAAGGAGUUGGACUGGGAGGUGGAGAAACGAUACUUUUAAUCAACGCGAAGGAUGGAAGGGUUGGGUCUGUCAUGCAGCUUAUGCGAGACAAGCGUAUCAAUCCGAAUAUAGGAGAUGCAUGGGAAAGAACGCCACUUUGGUGGGCGGCUCGGGAGGGUCAUGGGCAGGUGGUGGAACAGCUCCUUGAGCUCGGCGACAAGAUCAAGCCAUCGUUUGUUAACGUAAAUGCUCAGGACCUGGAAAGCUGGUCACCUCUUCUCUGUGCUGUGAAUGGAGGUUACGAGCCAAUCGUUUCCGCGCUCCUUAAGAGGCCUGAGAUCGAUCCAAAUCUUGCCAAUGAGGAGGGCUGGACGCCCUUACAUCUUAGCGUGGCCCGAGAAAAUGAGGGAAUAGUAAAGCAAUUGCUGGCACACCCCAAAACGAAUGUCUGGGCAAAGCUCAAAGUCGGUCGGACAGCACUGGAACUUACUGGUCCUACUCGGAGGAGGAUAUUCAAUGCAGUGAAGGCUCGUGAAAAUCGAGACGCCGGGCGACGAUGA